UACUAAAAUAAGCAUAAUAGAAGCAGCCAUCACUGCAAGGCGGAUACUGGGGUUCCCAAGUGUUUUUCGUGUUAUUUCGUUGAGGCUUUCGCCUACAGCAUGGGGUUUGAAGUGUGCGGACCAAACGAGGUUAUGGUAGUAUCAGGAUGCUGCCAUUCUCAGUCCAUAUUCAUUCCUGGAGGUCGCGUUUUCGUAUGGCCUGGUAUUCAGAAACUGCAGCGACUGUCCCUGAACACUAUGACGCUGACUAUCGAAAGUCCAAACGUGUACACCCAGAUGGGAGUGGCUAUUUCCGUGACGGGCAUCGCACAGGUGAAGAUCCAGGGCGGCAACGAUAAACUGCUGCAAGCGGCCUGCGAGCUCUUCCUGGGCAAGUCGGAGCGGGAGAUCCGCAAAGUGGCCCAGGAGACGCUGGAGGGCCACCAGAGGGCCAUCAUGGGCAACAUGACGGUGGAGGAAAUCUACAAAGAUCGUAAGAAGUUCUCCAAGGCCGUGUUUGAGGUGGCCUCGUCCGACCUGGUCAAUAUGGGCAUCUACGUGGUCAGCUACACCCUCAAGGACAUCAGAGACGAAGAGCUGUACCUGAAAUCACUGGGCAUGGCGCGGACAGCUCAGGUGAAGAGAGAUGCAAGGAUAGGCGAAGCAGAGGCUCAGAAAGACUCGGGGAUUAAGGAAGCGUUGGCUGAGGAGAAGCGCAUGCAGUCUCGGUACGCCAACGACAUCGAGAUCGCCAAGUCUCAGCGAGACUUUGAGCUGAAGAAGGCCGCCUACGACAUGGAGGUCCAGACCAAGAAGGCUCAGGCUGAUCUGGCUUACAACCUGCAGAAUGAGGGUGAUCAUGGAGGCUGAGGCCGAGGCUGAGUCUGUCAAGGUGAAGGGAGAGGCUGAGGCGUACGCCAUCGAGGCCCGCGCCAACGCCGAGGCUGAGCAGAUGGCCAAGAAGGCUGACGCAUGGAAGGACUACCAGGACGCCGCCAUGAUCGACAUGGUGCUGGAGACUCUGCCCAAGGUUGCGGCUGAGAUCUCGGCUCCUCUGACCAACGUCAAGAAGGUGACCAUGGUGUCCAGCGGCAAGGGAGACGUGGGUGCCCUCAAACUGACCAAUGAGGUGAUGGGCAUCAUGGAGAAGCUGCCCAGCGUGGUGGAGAACUUGACCGGCAUCGACAUCGCUAAGUCCAUGAAGACGGCCUCAAGAGCAAAAUAAGAAGCAACAGAUUGUUCUGGGAGCGUGCUGCUUUGACGAACGGAUGGUGGACAACGUCAUCCCUCGUGGACACAAGAUUUCCACACACACAAACCAAAAAUGUCAGUCAGGAAUGCACCCAGCAUAUAUUUCCCCUCAUGGACCCAACAUUUGUCACCUCGUCAUAUUUGCUCUCGUGGACAAGCUAGCACAAAGAAUCUCGCAGACUUUUGGCAGGGAUAGUAUCCGGACAAGAAGCUUUGAUGUAGAUGUAUAAAAUUACCGUUGCAGAUUUUUCGCUCCGUUACAAACUGGAGAACGUGCUUGGAUGAAUGUAGAUACCUAUAACAUUUCCGAUUUUCCUACACAAAUGUCCAUGAUAUUUAUUUCCUAUAGAAAGAAUAUUUUGCUUGAAUAGCCACGAUAAAGGAACAAGGAUUUUUUGCUAAUGUGACCUUGAUAAAUUUUUGGUGUAUUCAUAUUGUACAUAACAUUCUAGCAUGCUUUGUGUAAAUAUAACACUGAGUUAUUCGCGCAUACCGUUUCAGUUUUGUAUGCUGAUUCCCUCCCUUAGUUGCUCAAAAUUUACCUCUGUCGAAAGAAACAGUAGCUAAGAACUGAGAAAUGUCGAAACUUAUUAUUUUUUUUACAAGUGUUGUGUCAUAUAUUUAUUUGGAGGCUGUUAUUGUUUAUUUUAGCCACACAGAAGUGAAAGUUUCCUUUGACCAUUCAGAGUCGCCCCCAUAAAUCGUUUUAUUCCUAGCCAUUACUUUCCUUUGUGAGUUUGAGAUAGGGCUGUUUGUUCGUUUUGCCAACAACAGACGGCUACGAUAUUAACUAGCUCAGGUAUUGGAACUUUUAGUUGCAGGGGAACUGAGAUGGUUGAGAAAGCCUCAGAUAUUCUGUCUGUUGACGACGACAACCCCCCCCCCCCCGACAUUGGUUCAACCCACUGGGCUCAAGAUGUUCCUUUCUCCAAGCGUCAUUUCGUUCUUGUCAACGUCAUUUCUCUUAGCGUGACAGACAUUUGUGUGGCAUCCUGGUGGAAUAGGACGCUCGGCUAAACAAUACAAUGGUAGAUACCAAUAUUUUUCCCCGCUGUUGGAUAAUUUUUAUCCUGAAAAUUGUUUUAAAAAUUGGCGUAACUCCCUUUAUGUUCAUCUUUAAGAAAACAUUUCUGUAUGGAUUUUAGUGAAAAGCCACCGCUCAAGCUUUGGAAAUGACCAGACUUUGCAGCCAUUUUCUCACUAGUUUUACCCCGGAGAAAAGGCGACUCCCCAGCUUGCUCAAUCACAUAAAUCGUGACUUCUGUUCAAAAUCGUCAAAAACAAGGCCAAUGAAUUAUAAGCUUUUGGACGCUAACAAUACCUUCCUAUGUCCCCCAAAAUUGCCGAGCGCCCGAUUUCACCGCGUCGUGACAGACAUUUUGUUUCCAGGCAGCUCAAUGCUCACCAGGUCAAAGGGCACACAAGAGCCUGUGAGCAAGCAGCAUUCAUUUAUUUCUGCCGGGUUCCACCCUCAUAGUUUUGACACUUUGUCGUUGUUCCAGCUAUUGAAAGGCUUUCCUUACACAAGUACUAACAGGAUUGUUCAAAGUGCUGCUUUAUUGGCCUUAAAGACUUGUUCAAAAAGUGAAUUAUUUUAAGUGGUCGUGUUGUAGAGACGGAGGGAGGACAGUUGUUGUUGUUGUACAUUUCAGUUUGCUUUCGUUGUUUGACGACGCAGUCAGCAGAGGAAAUGUCGGCACGUGUCACGCGUUGUGUUAUUGUGUCGGUCGUCACUCGCGAGGGAAUCCUCCGCGUCCGCUGUUGUGAUUUUUGUUUGUUUGUUGGUUGGUUGGUUGGUAGAAACCGUGAUGUUAUCUCGUGAUCUGGCUGUAGAAUUUUGUUGUGAACUCACCAAGUUGAAGUGCUCAGUUAUAUUAUUGUGGAUUGUUUUGUUUUUUUGUUGUUGUUUUUUGUGCCAGUUGGUUCUUUGUUGUUGUUGCUUCUGACCAUGAUGCAACGAUGUUUUGUUGUUGUUGCUUCUGACCAUGAUGCAACGAUGUUUUGUUGAAAAGCUCAUUUUAUGUCCCUCAUGCAAUGUCCACGCAUUGACCUCUUUACAUUCUAAUUCUAGAUGAGCACGGGGGACAGCGCAGAGUCACGCAGUCGCUCGUACAUUUAUCUGUUCUUUCCAUCCGUCGGUUUUCUUUUUUCUUCUCUCCCCCCCUCCUUUCAGUCCGUGUCUCCCUCCUUUAGUCUUAUGUUUCUAACGCAAUAUUGUCUCUGUGUUCUCCAUGUGCGUCUGGGUCUGCGUGUCUCGUUCUGUUUUUUCUUAAAACUUUUUUGUUUUCUCACUGGCAGAGGGGGAACUACCGGGGUCGUCUUCCUAGCCAAACAAAAGUUGUUUUCCCUUCAGGCGGCAUGAGUGGGCGGAAAUUGGCACAGAAAUUUUAGACGUGUCAGUCAAAUAAUACAUGCCACUUCUUCUCCCUGUGUGAAGGAAGUAAGCUCAGACUGAUCUAUCGAUCUUACCGUAUUCAGUUGCGAGCGCCGUAAAACCCUCUACUAUAAGAAAAAAUAAAAAAUUCCAUCAAGUCCAAAGAAAUGGAGAUGUGUUGUUUGAUGUCUUGUGGCGUAAUGAGCAUUCUCCUGGGUGCGGUUAGGAAAACGAUCCCGUCCUGUUUUAUAUAACACACACGCAGCAACUUACUUAAGUCUUGCCUUGUAUUCUAUCGCAUGCUUUUUAUCAUUUGUAAUAUUUUAAUUAAAAAAAAAAUUUUUUUUGCAUAAUAAAUCUGCCAUGUCAUAGUC
Molecule: messenger RNA, 3978 nt
Organism: Aplysia californica (California sea hare)
Lineage: Eukaryota; Metazoa; Mollusca; Gastropoda; Aplysiida; Aplysiidae
Product: flotillin-1
Biological process (GO): positive regulation of cell-cell adhesion mediated by cadherin; positive regulation of endocytosis; positive regulation of cell junction assembly
Cellular component (GO): plasma membrane
Source: RefSeq, a predicted model, not a curated record